This is a messenger RNA of Oryza sativa Japonica Group (Japanese rice), 1940 nucleotides long. RefSeq names its product serine carboxypeptidase-like 26. Gene Ontology annotation, biological process: proteolysis. The record is from RefSeq and is a predicted model, not a curated record. Lineage: Eukaryota; Viridiplantae; Streptophyta; Magnoliopsida; Poales; Poaceae. Gene Ontology annotation, cellular component: vacuole. Gene Ontology annotation, molecular function: serine-type carboxypeptidase activity.
GAUAGAUAUAUUUAUCCGAGUCCUCCAAGAACACCAAACGAGAAGCUCCAAGCUCGCAAUAAUUCACCAAGAAUCGCACCACUUUUCACCUUUUCUUCUCCUCCUCCAUUUCCAUCCAUGGCGACGCUGCUGCUGCUGCUGCACACGGCGCAACAGUGAGCUAUAGCUAGAGCUCGGCACCACGGGUUAGCAAUGGCGGUGGCGGCGGCGGCGGCGGCGAGGCGGCGAGAUGUCUCUUGUCUUCUCCUCCUCCUGUGCUUCAGCUCGUCAAUGGCGGCGACCGGCGGCGGCGGCGGCGGCGGCGAGCAGGAGGCUGACAGGGUGGCGCGGCUCCCGGGGCAGCCGGCGAGCCCCGCCGUGUCGCAGUUCGCCGGCUACGUCGGCGUCGACGAGCGGCACGGCAGGGCGCUGUUCUACUGGUUCUUCGAGGCGCAGGCGUCGCCGGCGCCGGAGAAGAAGCCGCUGCUCCUCUGGCUCAAUGGAGGACCUGGUUGCUCUUCCAUUGGCUAUGGUGCUGCAUCAGAGCUAGGGCCUCUCAGAGUUGCAAGACAAGGAGCAGCACUAGAGUUCAACCAGUAUGGCUGGAACAAAGAGGCUAACCUCCUGUUCUUGGAGUCUCCUGUUGGGGUCGGCUUCUCCUACACCAACACAUCCUCUGACCUCUCCAAUCUUAAUGAUGAUUUUGUAGCUGAGGAUGCUUAUAGUUUCCUGGUGAACUGGUUCAAGAGAUUUCCUCAGUACAAGGACAAUGAGUUCUACAUCUCAGGGGAGAGCUAUGCAGGUCACUAUGUGCCCCAACUUGCUGACCUUGUCUAUGAGAGGAACAAAGACAAAAGGGCCAGCACAUAUAUCAACCUCAAGGGGUUCAUUGUAGGCAACCCUCUCACCGAUGAUUACUAUGAUUCAAAAGGUUUGGCUGAGUAUGCCUGGAGCCAUGCAAUUGUGUCGGAUCAAGUUUACGAGCGCAUCAAGAAAACUUGCAACUUCAAGAACUCCAACUGGACUGACGAUUGCAAUGCUGCAAUGAACAUAAUCUUCAGUCAGUACAAUCAGAUAGAUAUAUACAACAUUUAUGCCCCAAAGUGCCUUCUAAACAGUACUUCAGCAUCUUCACCUGAUCGUGCAUUCUUCGCAAAUAACCAGGAACAAUUCAGGUGGAGAAUCAAGAUGUUUUCAGGCUAUGAUCCAUGCUACUCAUCCUAUGCUGAGGACUACUUCAAUAAGCAUGAUGUGCAAGAAGCAUUCCAUGCAAAUGCCAGUGGACUGCUUCCAGGGAAGUGGCAAGUUUGCAGUGACCAAAUCCUCAACUCUUACAAUUUCUCAGUACUUUCCAUCCUACCUAUAUACUCCAAGCUCAUCAAAGCAGGGCUGAGAGUUUGGCUCUACAGCGGUGAUGCUGACGGCAGGGUCCCGGUUAUCAGUUCUCGGUACUGCGUGGAAGCACUCGGCCUACCGAUCAAGACCGAUUGGCAAUCUUGGUACCUUGACAAGCAGGUUGCUGGGAGGUUUGUGGAGUACCAUGGAAUGACAAUGGUGACUGUCAGAGGGGCAGGUCACCUGGUUCCCCUCAACAAACCUGCUGAAGGGCUUAUGCUGAUAAAUGCAUUCCUUCAUGGUGAGAAGCUUCCGACAAGCAGAUGAUAUGCGCUGCUGAUGAAGCUUUGGAGGUACAAGAUGGCAUGAGAUACAGGCAUGGACAUCAAUUUUCAUUGAAAGGCGCCAAUCGGAUAGAUUUGAUAUGGUAGUAUCCAAAUCAAUUUCAAGUGCGCCGUAAAUUCAGUACUCUGUUGAACAUUCUUUUAAAUCUGUUGUUGACUAUGACUUUCUUCUUUUGUGUUUUUUUUACUCACCUUUUCCAUAUUAUAAGUCGUUUUGGGUUUGUCCUAUAAUCAAACUUUUUAAGUCUGACAGUUUAUAGAAAAAUAAAGUAACAUUUUCAA